CCGCUGUCCUGUUCAGUGUCCAGGCUGUACUCUCUCCCUUCGUCCAGCUUCAAUCCUCGUGAGGCGUCGUGAGCCUGGCCGGUCGGAAGCGACUCCCGGCGACUCACGAAUCGACGACCCCAUCGUUGUGGCGCAUAUUCUCAACGGAAUGGACAGAGAUGAGUCAACUGCAGCCGCAACGUCCUCAGGCUCCUCAGGCUCUCAGAGCCCUUCGACCCCGCGGCUUCCUGUGGAGGUCUGUGAACGGAUCAUCGACCACGUCGCAAUGGGGGUGGACUUCGGUUGGCCUUCUAUGAAGGGACAGCUACAUCUGGCCACUCUCACAACCUGCGCGCUCGUAUGCCAAGACUGGUACUUCCUGACGUGGUACCAUCUACAUCAACGCAUUUAUCUGCGAGACCGGCAAAGCGUCCUGUCGCUCUCCAAGACGCUCCGCGGGAGACCACGCCUGCAUGAGGUUGUUCAACAGCUCGUCAUAUCGGGUGCCUCUCCAGGGAAACGAAAACCGAUCCAGCACCUGGGGGUGUUUGCCGCUAUGCUGGCGGGCAAGGCUCCGAGGUUGUUGAGGAUGACCAUUGAAUCCGCCGAAUGGACGACCGGCUUGAUCCGAAUGGAGGACAUCAGCUACCUAGCUGCGUUCACCUGCAUCGACACUCUUUUUGUCCAAAAUGUCACCUUGUCGAGCGCCGCCCUGCUGUCCCACCUCAUUUCAGCACUACCGCGACUCAAAAAGUUAUGGUGUCACGAUGUUGACUGCUUGCAGAAACAGCAAGUCUCCCCGGCGUCCCUCUCACUGAGUUGUGCAAAUCUGGAGGAGAUCGCUGUGCUGUGGGUUGCACCAGCAGUUGAAGACCUCUUCGUGCAGAUCAGCCGGGCCUCUCGAGUGCGCACUCUGAUGUUUGGGGUGGAAGGCGAGUUCGAUCCACCCUCGGCAGCCAGCAGAAGCCAACUGUGCUGGAUGCGAGUUCCACAUCUGCAGAAACGGUUGUGCUCCAUAUUUCUCCCAGCUCUCCUGUUCGUGAUGGCACACUUGAUGCCACAGUCGGAAACGACUUUAUAACCUUUCGCACUACGACCACCUGUGGAUGUUGCAGAUUUACUUGUACCACCCCUUCGCAGGAACAUGGCCCUGGAUCCACGUAUCCUGUCGCGCAUCACCUCGAAACACUUCCAGGCUAUAUCUGUUAUGUUGAUGUUUCCGAGUCCGACAGACCACAUGGCUGAUGACUUCGACGGAAUGCUGACGACAAUGGAGCAGGAUGAUGUCCUGGCUCGAUUGGACACUAUACUACAGGAGACGCGCUUCUCCAAUAUUACAUCGCGCAGUGUCUGCAUGGGCAUUGACCAU
Messenger RNA from Fomitopsis serialis, 1348 nucleotides. RefSeq lists its product as uncharacterized. The record is from RefSeq and is a predicted model, not a curated record. Lineage: Eukaryota; Fungi; Basidiomycota; Agaricomycetes; Polyporales; Fomitopsidaceae. The transcript has 4 exons. The coding region runs from base 149 to 1060 and encodes 303 amino acids.